AAAAAGCUUUUGAACAAACCCUAGAAUAAAAAGAUAGAGAAAGGCAUAGAUUUUGUUUUUGCUCUGUUUUUCUUUUUGUACUUUGUUUUGAGGUCAACAAAAAGGAGAAACAUAGGUGCGUGUGUCUCCAUAAUCGGUGGUGCUAAACGACACGGAAGCUCCGAUUUAGCUCCGUCGUCAAAGCACCGCCGUACACGGAGCCAUCUACGCGUCGGAUCCACCGAUGAUGAAUCCAUCAUCAACAUCACAUUUAGCGGGAAGCUUAGCAGUUUAAGCGGGAACCUCGGAAACCAUGGAGGAAGCACGAGAAUGAAAGGUCUCUUCAAGAACAAAUCACGUCUUCCUGGUGAAAUCGUACGUCAGACUCGAGAUCUCAUCGCUUUAGCGGAAUCCGAAGAAGAAGAAACCGAUGCGAGAAACUCGAAAAGGUUAGGGAUUUGUGCGGAGUUGUGUCGAAACAUUAGAGAUUUGAAAUCGAUUCUUUAUGGUAAUGGUGAAGCUGAGCCUGUUCCUGAAGCUUGUCUUUUGUUAACUCAAGAGUUUUUCCGAGCAGACACGCUUCGUCCUUUGAUCAAAUCUAUACCAAAACUUGACCUAGAAGCAAGAAAAGACGCGACACAGAUUGUCGCGAAUCUUCAGAAGCAACAAGUCGAAUUUCGACUCGUUGCUUCUGAAUAUCUUGAAUCGAACUUAGAUGUUAUCGAUUCGUUAGUCGAAGGUAUCGAUCACGACCAUGAGCUGGCGUUGCAUUACACGGGAAUGCUUAAAGAAUGUGUGCGGCAUCAGGUUGUUGCAAAGUACAUACUCGAAUCGAAGAAUUUGGAGAAGUUUUUCGAUUAUGUUCAGCUUCCGUAUUUCGAUGUAGCUACCGAUGCUAGCAAGAUCUUCAGAGAGCUUUUGACGAGGCAUAAAUCGACUGUAGCGGAGUAUCUUGCGAAGAACUACGAAUGGUUUUUCGCAGAGUAUAACACCAAGUUGUUGGAGAAAGGAAGCUAUUUUACGAAGAGACAAGCGUCGAAAUUGCUUGGAGAUGUGUUGAUGGAUCGUUCGAAUUCAGGUGUGAUGGUAAAGUAUGUGAGCAGUUUGGAUAAUUUGAGAAUCAUGAUGAAUCUUUUAAGAGAACCAACCAAGAACAUUCAGUUAGAAGCAUUUCAUAUCUUUAAACUCUUUGUGGCAAACGAGAACAAACCUGAGGAUAUCGUGGCGAUUCUCGUGGCGAAUCGGACCAAGAUUCUUCGUUUGUUUGCUGAUUUGAAACCUGAGAAAGAAGAUGUAGGUUUUGAAACUGAUAAAGCAUUGGUUAUGAAUGAGAUUGCUACACUUUCUCUUCUCGAUAUCAAAACCGCAGAUCGAUAAGAAAAAGAAAAAACCUGUUUGUACACGAUGCCUACAUGUAUUUUUGUUUUGUAACCAUUUGGAUUUGGAUUGUGACUUAAACAAUUAGCAUAGAUGAUUCUCUCUAAAGCCAUUCUUGCAAACAAAAAAAUACAAUGAUGUGUGUUUUAUUCAACACCAGUCUUCUUUUUCAACAUUGUGAUGAAUUUCUCCUUUUCUUCAUCUGUCAUUCCUGUGGUUGAGCAAUCUCCUACUCCCCAUUCUGCUCCUCUCAGACAAUAUUUGUCUUGAAUCUCUCUUUCAUUCCUAACCAAAACAGAACACCAAAACCAAUGUUACAUGUUACAAUGUUACAUCUUAUAAGACCAAAAGGGUAUAUGUAAAGUUUCAAGAUUUGCACAUUGUUGGCUCUGUUACAUCAUAAAAGACCAAAAGGGUGUGUGUAAAGUAACUUACUUUUCUUUGUUGAGUUUGGAAUUCUCAAGUAAUUUCUUGAGAAGUGGAGAAUCUUUGAAUCUGGCAUCGUUCUCUGCGUAGAACUUCUGGUUUUUUGCUGCAAUUAGCAAGCUUUUUCUUAGAGCAGAGAAACACAGUUUUUUUGUUCUUGAAUUCAAGAAAUUGAAAGAUUGGUACCAUUGAAACGGUCAAGGAACUCGAUUUUUGGUAAUUCAGGACCUGGAACUGAUUCUAUACCGGGAGAUCCCGACAUUAAGCCUGCUUCAGCUGAGGACCAUCCAUACAUAUACAUAUGAUGCUGAUGAUGAUGACACGCAUAUACAUUGAAUCACAGGAAAAGUAUUGAGUAGUAGUGUAGUUACCGGUACAAGGAGAGAGGAGAAGGGUGAGUGAGGCAGCGAGAGGGAAGGUGGACUUGCAGAGAAGAUGGUGAAACGGGGAUGGUGCUGAUGAUGAUAGAGCCAUGGAGAUACGAGGAUGAUGAAUUACUCUUGGUUCAUAGAGACUAAAGCUUGGUCGAGAGAAAGAAGAGAUUUUUGUUUGCAUCAUUUUGCCUUUAGAUUUUUGUGAGGAGGGUAAGUGACUCUUAGGAGAUAAGAAGGAUAUAUAUAAUUUUUAACC
This is a messenger RNA of Arabidopsis thaliana (thale cress), 2412 nucleotides long. RefSeq names its product Mo25 family protein. The transcript has a single exon. Bases 310 to 1356 code for a protein of 348 amino acids. NCBI's taxonomy places the organism in Eukaryota, Viridiplantae, Streptophyta, Magnoliopsida, Brassicales, Brassicaceae. The record is from RefSeq and is marked reviewed.